AUGGCCUUGCUCGCAUUUUCUCAGGGUGGAAAGUGGCCUUUCUGGCUAUCACCACGGCAGUGCAUGGUCAUCCCAGUGUCGGAUGAUGCGUUUGAGUAUGCAACGUAUGUCAAGGAAACGCUACAUGCUCGCGGUUUCCAUGUCGAAGCCAAUCUUGGCGAUGGAACCCUCAACAAGAAGGUCCGCGAGGCUCAGGUUGCACAGUUCAACUACAUUUUAGUGGUAGGCAAGGAUGAAGAGGAACAGUUGGCUGUGAACGUCCGUGUGCGUGGACAGAAAAGGCCUUUGGGCACCAAAGGGCUGCAGGAAUUCCUGGAAGAACUCGAGGAGGAAAACUCUCCGCGCGCCCUGAAGCAGCCGAAGGAGCUUGUGCCCUUUAGCCGGAAAUCGGAACAAAGCUUGCCACCCAUUGUAAAUUCAGCAUGA
Durusdinium trenchii is the source of this 426-nucleotide messenger RNA. The record is from the annotation of a GenBank genome assembly. NCBI's taxonomy places the organism in Eukaryota, Dinophyceae, Suessiales, Symbiodiniaceae.